This is a messenger RNA of Clunio marinus, 441 nucleotides long. The record is from the annotation of a GenBank genome assembly. NCBI's taxonomy places the organism in Eukaryota, Metazoa, Arthropoda, Insecta, Diptera, Chironomidae.
AUGAAAUCGCCAGAUGAUUGUGUGGAAGUUCUUCGACCUCUCAAGCCUGAUAAGCGAAAACUUUUAUUAUUCGCUGUGAAUGAUAAUGACUCAGCGAGAGCUGGAGGGACACAUUGGAGUUUAUUAGUUUAUUCCCGUGACGAAGGCACUUUCUUCAACUUUGAUUCAUUGAGCGACUUCAACACAUCAAAUGCUAGGAAAAUCUUCACAACCUUAAAGAAUUUAUUGAACUGUCCAUUUGGCAAUUUCAAGCAUGAGAGAAGUGCGCAGCAAACGAAUUCAUAUGACUGUGGAAUCUAUCUUUUAGUCAAUGCAGAAAAUGUGUGCAAUAACUUUUUGUUACGUAGAAGGGUUCAAGAUACACCGAUUGCAAGUUUAGGAUCUAUCAAUGCGAAAAGGCAGGAAAUUUUAAGUAUCAUCGAUGAAAUAAAUUCAAAUUGA